Chrysoperla carnea is the source of this 2274-nucleotide messenger RNA. RefSeq names its product 3-oxoacyl-[acyl-carrier-protein] synthase, mitochondrial. Lineage: Eukaryota; Metazoa; Arthropoda; Insecta; Neuroptera; Chrysopidae. Gene Ontology annotation, molecular function: 3-oxoacyl-[acyl-carrier-protein] synthase activity. The coding region runs from base 257 to 1579 and encodes 440 amino acids. The record is from RefSeq and is a predicted model, not a curated record. The transcript is spliced from 2 exons. Gene Ontology annotation, biological process: fatty acid biosynthetic process.
AUACGCUAAAGGAAAAAAUUAUGAAAAAAAAUUACCCAAAAUUGAUAACGAUUUAAAGAAUUUCAUCAUCUCAUCAUAACCUUUUACUGACUUACCUAGUGCUAUAAGAUUUGAAGAACGUUGACACAUAAUUUGGUACACGUGCACUGAUUGCCCGUAUAAAUACCAUUUUUUAGUCAAUCAUAUAAAAAAAUGCAAUAAAAAAUUACUAUUUAUAAUAAAUUAUACGACAGAAGGUCUUCAAUUUUUUGCAAUUAUGAAUAUUGGAAAGGUUCUUUCGUUAAAUAAUCGCCUGAAUAAGAUUCAGAACUGUCUAAAACUCCAUACUAAACAUGAAAACGAUCGCAGAGUUGUAAUAACAGGAUUAGGAGCUGUAUCACCUGUAGGGAAUAAUGUAUCUACAGCUUGGAAUACAAUAAAAAAUGGUGGUUGUGGAAUUAUUAAGCUUGGGGAUGACUAUAACAAAAUUCCAUGCCAAAUUGGUGGCAUCGUAGAUAAAUCUACAUUAAAAUAUGAUGAUAUUAGUAAAAGAGAUCUAAAAUCAAUGUCGGUAGCUAGUCAAUAUGCAUUGAUUGCAUCAUCUGAAGCUAUUUACGAUGCCCAAAUCGAUUUAGACUUAAUAAAGGAAUCCACAGGCGUUUCAAUAGGUUCUAGUAUGAUGGACAUAACCGACAUAAUUCAAACUUAUGAAGAUUUUAAAAAGGGCUAUAAAUACGUUACUCCAUUUUUCGUGCCUCGAAUACUUGUUAAUAUGCCUGCAGGACACAUAAGUAUAAAAUAUGGCCUACGUGGACCAAAUCAUACGGUUUCAACUGCCUGUGCAACUGGAGCACAUGCUAUCGGGGACGGGUAUCGUUUUAUUAAAAAUGGAAAUGCAACUGCGAUGAUUUGUGGAGCUACUGAUUCAUGCAUAUCUCCUUUUACCAUAGCUGCAUUUUGUAGAAUGAAAGCAUUAGCCACAAAAUAUAAUGAUAAUCCUGAUAAAGGUUCAAGACCGUUUGAUAAAGAACGAGAUGGAUUUGUUAUGGCAGAAGGUGCAGCUAUUUUGAUUUUAGAGGAUUUAGAACAUGCAAUGAAACGAAACGCAAAAAUCUAUGCCGAAAUUAAAGGAUAUGGUUUGUCAGGAGAUGGAACUCAUAUAACUGCGCCACGUGAAGAUGCUUCCGGUGCUAUAAUGGCGAUGAAAAGGGCAUUAAAUGAAGCAAGAUUAUCGCUGGAGGAUGUAACUUAUAUUAACGCCCAUGCAACAUCUACACCACUUGGAGAUGCUAUUGAAGCACGAGCAAUAAAAUCUCUUUUUCAAUCAUAUAGUUCUAAAAUUUUAAUAUCAUCUACGAAAGGGGCGCAUGGGCAUUUAUUAGGAGCUGCGGGUAGUUUAGAAAGUAUAUUUACUAUAAAAGCAAUCGAAGAAGGCAUUCUCCCGCCAAAUAUAAAUUUUAAUAGCCAAAAUAAUGAAUUUGAUUUGAAUAUUGUCUCAGAUACUAAUACGAAAUAUACUAACAGCAGAAAAAUCGCUGUAAAAAAUUCAUUUGGUUUUGGUGGAACUAAUGCGUCUUUAUGUUUUUCUUCACUUGAGUAACUAUCCUGAACUUACCUCCUUCUUGAAUUUUUCGUCAAGUACGUCUUUCAUAAAUAUUUUUAUCCAGAAUUUGAAUCACCUUUCAAAUUUAGACAAAAGGAAUUAUUAAAAAACAAGGCAUUCCUAUUGAAAAAAGUGGAACCUUUGAGACUAGAUCUAUAAUUUCAGUCUGGUCGCAAAGUCAUUAAGAGUAAAAUCACGUAAGGCAUGCAUAAUAGAUUAGGUUGUAUUCAUAGACAUAGAGAAUGGACUAAGCAAUGAAAUAACCACUCAAUAGAAAGAAAUACGACCGUGCCGCCAAUAUCAUAAGAAAGAUCAACUGAUCGCACGAUCGUUGCUUUGCCUGUCACUCUUCACUUUGCGUGUAUCUUACAGGUGGAUAGGGAUAAUGUGGCCUAUGUUAACCUAGGCAAUAAUAUCGAUAACUUAAAACCAAAGAAAGGGAUCCUCGAAUUUAACCUUGCAUGAUUUCAAAUUGAGACGUAAUUGAUACUUACCUGAUUGAUUUAUAGCUAAAAUCAGACUGAUUGAAUCGAACCUAGUAUGGAAAAUACGCACAAUUUAAGAUGAAGCUUUUAUAUUGAAGUAUUUUUAAUAAGGGUUGUAUUUUUGAAUAUAAACUAAGACACUCAAUGGACACUUAUAAUCCAACACAAACUUGUAAAAAAAAUUGUACUUAUUGUAAAUAAAUAAAA